This is a messenger RNA of Lachnellula hyalina, 1707 nucleotides long. It is a transcript of the gene ctc-1, whose product is annotated as FACT complex subunit ctc-1. Gene Ontology annotation, cellular component: FACT complex; nucleus. NCBI's taxonomy places the organism in Eukaryota, Fungi, Ascomycota, Leotiomycetes, Helotiales, Lachnaceae. The record is from RefSeq and is a predicted model, not a curated record. Gene Ontology annotation, molecular function: nucleosome binding; histone binding; DNA binding. The transcript has 4 exons. The annotation marks the transcript as partial.
UCCAUCAACUUAAAUCAAAAGCUGACCACCAUGGCUUCAUCUAGGGAAAGCUUCGACAAUAUCUACCUUGACCUAUCCAAGGAGUCAGGUAAAUGCCGAUUCGCAGAUUCGGGAUUUGGAUGGAAGCCUUCUGGUGGCGGCGAUACCUUCACCCUUGAUCACAGCAACAUCGGUGGCGCAACAUGGAGUCGAGCAGCGAAAGGCUAUGAAGUCAAGAUUCUCCUUCGAAAUUCAGGCACCGUUCAGCUCGACGGGUUCGCCCAAGAGGAUUUCGAUCGCCUGAGCAAAAUCUUCAAGAACUGGUACAGCACGAACCUCGAACACAAGGAGCAUGCGCUUCGCGGUUGGAACUGGGGCAAAGGUGAAUUCGGAAAGGCAGAGCUUGCAUUCAACGUCCAGAACCGACCCGCGUUUGAAAUCCCCUAUUCUGAGAUCUCGAAUACAAAUUUAGCGGGCAAGAACGAGGUUGCGGUUGAGUUCUCACUCCCAGCUAAUGGUGACGACACGGGAACCAAUGGAGCAUUGGGUGGCGCAAGAGGAAAGGGCAAGAAGGCUGGUGCCGGCAAGGAUCAAUUGGUUGAGAUGAGAUUCUAUAUUCCUGGUACUACGACGAAAAAGGAGACCUUGGAAGGUGAGGAUGCGCCUAGUGAUGCUGAAGCUGAGGAGGAGCAAAAUGCGGCAAAUCUAUUCUACGAUACUCUCAUGGAUAAGGCAGAGAUCGGAGAAGUUGCUGGUGAUACCUUUGCUACCUUCCUUGAUGUGCUGCAUCUCACUCCUAGAGGCCGUUUCGAUAUCGAUAUGUACGAAAACUCCUUCCGAUUGCGUGGUAAGACAUACGACUACAAGAUUCAGUACGAGCAUAUCAAGAAGUUCAUGAUCCUCCCGAAGCCCGACGAAUUGCAUUUUAUGAUCUGUAUUGGUCUUGAUCCUCCCCUGCGGCAAGGUCAGACGAGAUAUCCAUUCUUGGUCAUGCAAUUCAAGAAGGACGAAGAGGUUACGAUCGAUCUGAACAUGACGGAAGAGUUGAUGAACGAGAAGUACAAGGACAAGCUGCUGCCACGUUACGAACAGCCAUUACAUCAAGUUGUCACUCAAGUAUUCCGUGGUCUUGCAGGAAAGAAGGUCAACCAACCUGCUAAGGACUUCUUGAGCCAUCACCAACAAUUCGGCAUCAAGUGCUCCAUCAAGGCUAGCGAAGGUUUCCUCUACUGCCUAGAGAAAGCCUUCAUGUUCGUCCCCAAGCCCGCAACCUACAUCGCAUACGAGCAAGUAAAAACCGUCAUUUUCUCUCGUGUCGGCGGUGCCGUUUCUGCUAGUCGCACUUUCGACAUCACGAUCGACAUGAAAGAAGGAGGCGAGUCGCAAUUCUCCAACAUCAACAGAGAAGAGCAGAAGCCCCUCGAGGACUUCUUCAAAAUCAAGGGUCUACGCGUUAAGAACGAGAUGGACGAAGAUAGCUCUGCAAUUCUGAAAGCAGCCCUGAGAGCAGAGGAGCUGGCCAGCAGUGAUGAGGAAGUCGUGGCUGCUCGCGCCGAUAGAGGCAGUGCGGAUGAGGACAGCGAGAGCGCGGACGAGGACUUCCAGUCAGAUAGUGAUAGUGACGUCGCGGAAGAGUUUGAUUCCAAUCAUUCGAGUUCGGGAAGCGACGAGGAAGAGGCUGGCAGUGAUAAGGAGGAGAGGCCUAAGAAGAAGGCAAAGACUGGUUAG